This is a messenger RNA of Anopheles merus, 1404 nucleotides long. RefSeq names its product WD repeat-containing protein 82 (gene Wdr82). Lineage: Eukaryota; Metazoa; Arthropoda; Insecta; Diptera; Culicidae. Gene Ontology annotation, cellular component: Set1C/COMPASS complex. Gene Ontology annotation, molecular function: chromatin binding; protein binding. The transcript has 2 exons. The record is from RefSeq and is a predicted model, not a curated record. Bases 191 to 1132 code for a protein of 313 amino acids.
UGUUUGAGCAAGCGCUGUCGUGUUCGGCAUCAAAACGUAAACAAUCCCAAGCGCACCGGCAUCAUCACCGCAAAAACAAGCUCCCACCGCCAAACGGACAGUAUUCAGCAAGUAGGUUUGCUACCUUCUCCCCUUUCUUUUCACCCUCCCGUACAGUGUAAAAGCCGGCAAAGUGGCGGACGUACCGAAAAUGAAGUUGAUCGACUCCGUCGUACGGAGCUUCAAGGUGGCGAAGGUGUUCCGCGAGAACACCGACAAAAUCAACGCCAUCGACUUCUCCGCGAACGGGGAGAUGCUGAUCUCGUGCAGCGAGGACGACCAGAUCGUGCUGUACGACUGCGAAAAGGGUACGCAGAUCCGGACGGUCAACUCGAAAAAGUACGGCGUGGAUCUGAUACACUUCACACACGCGAACAACACCGCGAUACAUAGCUCGACCAAGGUGGACGAUACGAUCCGGUACCUGAGCUUGCACGACAAUAAGUAUCUGCGGUACUUCCCCGGCCACACGAAGAAGGUCAUUUCGCUCAACAUCUCCCCGGUGGAGGAUACGUUCCUGUCCGGGUCGCUCGAUAAGACGCUUCGGCUGUGGGAUCUCCGCUCGCCCAAUUGUCAGGGUGUGAUGCAGCUGAACGGCCGACCGGUAGCGGCGUACGAUCCGGAGGGGUUGAUCUUUGCCGCCGGCGUCAACUCGGAAAGCAUAAAGCUGUACGAUUUGCGCUCGUUCGACAAGGGUCCGUUUGUGACGUUUAAGCUAAAUCAGGAGAAGGAAUGUGACUGGACGGGGCUCAAGUUUUCCCGGGACGGUAAAACUAUUCUGAUUAGUACGAACGGAUCAAUCAUUCGGUUAAUUGACGCGUUCCAUGGGACGCCGCUGCAAACAUUUACGGGACAUCUCAACAACAAGGGAAUUCCCAUCGAAGCAUCGUUUAGCCCCGAUUCGCAGUUCAUCUUUUCCGGCAGUACGGACGGCCGGGUGCACGUGUGGAACGCGGACACGGGGUACAAAAUUUGCGUCCUAAAUGGUGACCAUCCCGGCCCGGUACAGUGUGUGCAGUUCAAUCCGAAGUUUAUGAUGCUUGCGUCUGCCUGCACCAACAUGGCAUUCUGGCUGCCGACGGGCGAGGAAUAAUUCGGGAUAUUGCUUUUUUUUUUUAAAGGGGAUUCUAUUAAGAGAGUGUAGUUGUAGAAACAUCUUGUCAACAAAACAACCUCAAACCAGGACACUGCUAGCGAUAGCUUUUUUGGACCGAAACGAUACAGCAGUUUACGAAAGCGGCCGCAACUAUCGUACGACUCGUGUGUAUCAUCUACGAAACACUACGCAAUAGCUUCUAAUAUUGAAGAAAGUAUGUUUAAGAAUCAAAAUAAAAAGCAUAAAACAUAAUUUUGAGAUUGUCUUUU